AUGUCAAAUAGCACAGUGUCAAGACGGCAUACGCUACCUAAAAAAAUAGUAUCUUUAUUCAGUUCAAAAACAUCCCAUAACACCAAUAAUGAUGAUGAUGUUGUCCAGAAGAGAAAUGUGUCUGAUGUAGUCUCGAAAAAUUCGGUUAAUAGCACUUCAAAGCAAUCCAUUGGAUCUCCUGCAGCCCAAAGGCAUAAAAAAAUUGAUGCAAAUUUAGUAUCGCCUGUCUCUUCAAUCACUUCUUCUUUCUCUGGUUUAUCAUUGAAUGCUACACCAAAUAAUAAUAAUGCAAAUAUAACUAUUCAUGUCGAUAAAUACAACUCAACAUCAAACUCGACUCUCAAUUCAAAUAAUAGCACUACACACACUAAUAAUAAUUCAAAUGUCAAUUCAAAUGCAAUAUUAUCACAGAAUUCUCGUUCGAGACAAAAUAACGAUAAAAUUGUAUCAAAUUCAAAUCUAAGUUCAACCACAAACGUAGAGUUGAAACUAAAUAAAAAUCCAGAGAGAAUGAGCUCAAACCAUUCACAAAGUGGGAACUCAAUAAAGACAUCGACCACUCCAGCUCAGUCGAGCUCAAAUUUGAAUUUAGAGGCAGUCACAUCGAAUGUAGAUCAUGUGUCACUGAAUUCUUCGAGUAAUUCUCAAACACAACAACCAACAGCAACCCAGACCACUAAGAGAUUUGUACUACAUGAAAAUGGAUCACAUACGCAUAGCUUGAAGGCAACAAGGAGACAAGAAAAAUUGAGAAAUAUGUUGAAAAAUAUAUUGGGAUCUAGUGAUGAAAAGAUAAGAGGUCAAGCUAAAUCAGCAGUGCCCGAAAUUAUGAAAGAUACAAAAAAUUUCGUCACCACCGAAGACCCAAAUCCACCAACUUUACUGGCUGGUUUAGUUAAACAGGUAGAAAUAAUGAAAAAAGAUACCUCGUCAACAAAUUUACAAAAUUCGAACAAUAGUGUCAAUCCAACUCAAAGUUAUAGCAGUUUAACUACAAUCUCAAGUCAUCAAAGUGAUAUAAUACCUUUCUCAGGUGCAUCGUAUGGAGGCGACAAGAUAAUAUAUAAGAAUCAAUUCCCAACAGAUUAUCAAGAUGAGUUCAUAAAAUCUUUCAUGAAUAAGAAGGAUUCCUUAUCAUUUGGUGAAAAAUAUGGUCGUUGUCAAGAGGUUAUCGGUAAAGGUGCUUUUGGUGUAGUAAAAUUAUGCCAUAAGAAAGAUCCAAAUAACAGUAAAAAUGAAAUAGUCUACGCGGUGAAAGAGUUUAAAAGAACUUCGACUGAACCUAUAGAAAAAUAUUCGAAAAGAUUAAUUGCAGAAUUCUGUAUAUCUUCAUCCUUAAGACAUACUAAUAUCAUCGAUGCAUUCGAUUUGUUUCAAGAUGCAAAUGGCGACUAUCGCGAAGUCUUAGAAUACUGUUCCGGUGGUGAUUUAUUUACUUUAAUCAUUGCUGCUGGGAAACUAGAGGUUGCAGAAGCUGACUGUUUCUUUAAACAGUUAAUAAGAGGUGUUAGCUACAUGCACGGCGUCGGUGUCUGUCAUAGGGAUUUGAAACCAGAAAACCUACUGCUAACAGCAAGUGGUGUAUUAAAGAUCACAGAUUUCGGAAAUGCAGAAUGUUUUAAGAUUGCUUGGGAAAAAGACAUUCACUUAAGUGCAGGAGUGUGUGGUUCAAGUCCAUAUAUUGCACCAGAAGAAUUCAUAAAAGAAGAAUUCGACCCUCGUCCAGUAGAUAUUUGGGCUUGUGGGGUCAUCUACAUGGCAAUGACAACGGGCAGGCAAUUGUGGAGUUCUGCCACAAGAGAUGAUAUAUUUUUCUGUAAAUAUUACAAAUCCAGGAAAGAAACUGGGAAAUUCACUCCAAUUGAAUCUCUUCAACGUACUCAAUGUAGGAAUGUAAUUUACUCCAUGUUGGAUCCUAACCCAACGGGUAGACUCACGCCAAAACAAAUUCUACAAACUGAAUGGGGAAGAGACAUUAAGUGCUGCAAUGAAGGUCUUCCAAAAAAGCUCGCAUAA
Tetrapisispora phaffii CBS 4417 is the source of this 2016-nucleotide messenger RNA. Its product is annotated as serine/threonine-protein kinase. Gene Ontology annotation, biological process: protein phosphorylation; intracellular signal transduction; intracellular monoatomic cation homeostasis. Gene Ontology annotation, molecular function: protein serine/threonine kinase activity; ATP binding. Lineage: Eukaryota; Fungi; Ascomycota; Saccharomycetes; Saccharomycetales; Saccharomycetaceae. The transcript has a single exon. The record is from RefSeq and is a predicted model, not a curated record. Bases 1 to 2016 code for a protein of 671 amino acids.